GCUUUUAAAAAGUAGAGGUCUUGACUGGAAAAAUACAAGCAGCUGAUCGUAAGCGACAAGGAUAAAAGUUCCGUUUUUAGCAGUUUAUAAAUUCAACUGUGAAACGCAAUAAUCGAAAAUGCUAAGAUUAAAAAAGAGCUUCGAUUAUUCAAUAUCGAUCUUGAGAAAUUAUGCUCAUGUUACACUUAAAAAUGGAUGUAGGGCAAGCUCUACAUACAAUCAGGUCAUAAAUCCUUUUCCCGCCACGUAUAAAGACGUCUAUGAAAAAUCGUUGAAGAAUCCAGAAGAGUUUUGGGCAGAGGCUGCUGAGCAAAUUAGCUGGUUCAAAAAAUGGGAUAGGGUCCUGGAUAAUUCCAAUGAGCCAUUCACUAAAUGGUUCGCUGGAGGUGAAUUAAAUACAGUCUAUAAUGCCGUGGAUCGUCACGUGGACAACGGCUUUGGCGAUUCCCUAGCUAUUAUACACGAUAGUCCAGUUACAAAUACAAUAAGAAAGAUGACAUUCAAGGAAUUACAAGAAGAAGUCUCCAAAUUUGCUUUUGUCUUGAGGAAACACGGUAUUGAAAAAGGUGACAGAGUCUUAAUUUAUAUGCCAAUGGUACCAGAAGCAGUUGUUGCUAUGUUAGCAAUUGCCAGAAUAGGAGCUGUUCAUUCGUUGGUCUUUGGAGGAUUUGCCUCUAAAGAAUUGGCCAGUAGAAUAAGUCAUGCUCAAGUUCGUGUGUUAAAUAUGCAAAUUAAUUUCAAUGUUAUGAGGGGAAAGGAUGCGGGAAGAUGUUGGCCGAAAUUAAUUGUUAGCUGCAACUGUGGAGUAGAACCGAAUAGGAUCGUCGAUUACAAACCACUUCUAGACAUGGCCAUUGAAUUCUCCUCCUUUAAGCCUCAGACAUGCAUUAUAUAUAAUCGUAAAGAAACGGAUUUUGCGGACGCCCCUUUGGUGAAAGGUAGAGACGUAUGCUAUCAAGAAGAGAUGAGUGGAGCUAGAAGUGUCGAUUGUGUUCCAGUUUCCGCUACAGAUCCCCUAUAUAUUCUAUAUACAUCUGGGACUACGGGACUACCCAAGGCUGUCGUUAGACCCAGCGGCGGUAAUGCUGUAGUUCUGAAUUGGUCCAUGAAAAAUAUAUACGGUUUAGAACCUGAUGACGUUUGGUUUGCGGCGUCGGAUUUAGGUUGGGUUGUUGGACACUCAUAUAUUGUUUAUGCACCACUUUUACAUAGAAAUACAACAAUACUAUACGAGGGUAAACCGGUUAAUACCCCUAAUCCGGGCGCCUAUUUCCGAAUGUUCUCGGAGCACAACGUAACGGCUAUGUUUGUCGCCCCUACCGCAUUAAGAGCUAUUAGGAGGGAAGAUCCGGACGCAGAUUACGUUAAACCGUAUAGUUUUCCAAAUUUGAAGUAUCUCUUCGUUGCCGGAGAGCAUUGCGACCAUGAAACUAUGGAGUGGAUCAGAAAUAUAAUUAAAGUACCAAUUUUGGAUAAUUGGUGGCAAACUGAAACUGGAUCAGCUAUUACAGCUACUAAUGUAGGCCUCGGGAAUGAUCUAUAUCCACCUUCAGGCGUUGCCGGUAAACCAGUACCAGGAUGGGAUUUACGUGUCAUUCGCAAAGACACUACUGAAUGUAACAAUUACGAAUUAGGUCAAAUUGUUGCCAAGCUGCCUUUACCUCCAACGUGCCUUUCUACUCUUUGGGAAGCAGAUGAUCGAUUUCAAGAAUUAUAUUUCUCCAAAUAUCCAGGCUAUUACGAUACAAUGGACUCUGGUUACAGAGAUGAAUUCGGAAAUAUUGCAGUUAUGGCCAGAUCGGAUGAUGUUAUCAACGUUGCCGGACACCGUUUGUCGACAGGUCAAUUAGAAGAAGCUAUUCUUGAAGAUGAUGAAUUAGCCGAAUGCGCUGUGGUUGGAACUCCUGAUCCAGUUAAAGGACAAGUUCCAUUAGGCUUGGUUGUAUUAAAGCACGGUCAAGCCGAUAACCCAGAAAAGAUUAAAGACAGAGUAAUAAAAGCUGUAAGAGAGCAUGUUGGACCAGUAGCUGCUUUCAAGACAGUCGUCAUUGUACCCGGUCUACCGAAGACAAGAUCAGGAAAAAUAGCAAGGAAUACGAUAGCAGCAAUGGCGGCAGGAAAACCUUUUAAAAUUCCUGUAACGAUAGAGAAUCCAAAUAUCUAUUUGGAUAUGGAGAAAGCAUUCAUUGAGGCUGGCUUUAACCCCACACCGCCACCAGUUUAG
Molecule: messenger RNA, 2224 nt
Organism: Dimorphilus gyrociliatus
Lineage: Eukaryota; Metazoa; Annelida; Polychaeta; Dinophilidae
Source: the annotation of a GenBank genome assembly